AUGGAUGAGUCGAGCGUGAAGGCGGAGAGGAAGGUGAUUGGAAAAUGCUUCACUUGUCCUAUCUGUAACAAAUUCUUUGUUGAUGCUACCACCAUCAUCGAGUGCAUCCACACUUUUUGCAGGAAAUGCAUACGUGACAAGAUAACAGCAGAGAAUCUGAAAGCUUGUCCGGUCUGCCAAGUUGAUCUUGGUGCUAAUCCUCUUGAAAAACUCCGGACGGAUAACAUAUGGCUAGACUUGAGGAGUACAAUCUUCCCACCAAAGCCAGCAACCAAAAAGCAUAAAGCCAAGAAGAAGAAAAAAACUGUCUCUUCUGUCCUCGCCGCUCCAUCUAGAGUAUCGACCUCAGCUGAUCAAUCAAACACCGACGAUGCUCCACUGGAACCCGAGAAGCUCACCGAGAAAGUGGAAGAUGUUCCUCAGAUCCAGAGCUCGUCUAGACCACUUGUAAAGUACAGGAGACGUCAAAGGAAAAAUCCAAUGCCUAAAAGGUUUAAUGAUAUUGGAUUGGAACCAGACAUUGAACAAGAUGAAGGUGAAAAUGAUUUCGAGAUUGUUCUCAACAUUGAACAAGACAAUGGUUUGGCUGGAGCAGGGGCAUCUGAAGUAUGCAACGGUACCGCAAUAAUUGUUGAGCCAGCAAAAAGUCUGAAUAGCAAACAAAAUCAUGUCUCUGGUGGCGAUACAGAUGAUGAAGUCUCUGGUGAAGUAAAUCAAAACACUCUUGUUAUUAUCUCUGAUGGUGAAACAGAGGAAAUCUUUGGUGAGCAACCAAAGAAGAAUGCUAAAGAAAAUCAAGAAUCGUCUGUCCGUAGCUCAUGUGAUAAGAAACAGAAAGGAAAAGCUUAUUCUCCUCCGGUUUUGAGAUCCCGAAAGACGAGGAAUGUGGAUUCAGCUGGUACAUCACAAAAUGCUAUUUCUAAGGAAGUUUGGUUUACUCUAGCAGCUCUCAAGAAUCAGCACUCAAACAGGCCACUUCCUGAGAUCCCCACUCUCUACUUCAAAUGUAAUGGAAACUUGCCUGUCUCAUAUGUGAAGAAGUUAGUAGCGAAGAAGCUCAAUCUCGAUAGCAAAGACGAAGUGGAGAUAUGGCUAAGGAAAGAGCCAUUGUGUUCGUCACAGUUGCUGCAUACCGUGUUGGAUUGGUGGAUCGAGACUACUCCAAUCUUUGAUCAAAGAAGUGCAAUGAUUGGAAACUCCGGCGAAGAGUUCGUCAUGAAACUCAACUACAGUCGCUCUCACCUCUAUCCCUAA
Messenger RNA from Arabis nemorensis, 1254 nucleotides. The record is from the annotation of a GenBank genome assembly. NCBI's taxonomy places the organism in Eukaryota, Viridiplantae, Streptophyta, Magnoliopsida, Brassicales, Brassicaceae.